AUGCCAUCCCCCACCACUAUGUUCCUCGUCUCAGUUGCGAUUGCUUUCCUGGGAGCCAUCGCACUCCACGUCCUUCGUCGGAUCGUCGGGCGGAUUCUGCACGAACGGCGCCAACGACUGGAGAUCCGGCGGAACAACAACGAAGUUCAAGCCGAAGACGGCAAUGCUGGCGACGAGUACGAAGUCAUAAACCUCCACCAGUUCUUAUUGGAGGCGAGUGACUUCGCCCAGGACGAUAUCAUGCGAGCCUGGCUUGCUCGCCGUGGUGAUCGUUAUUAA
Molecule: messenger RNA, 279 nt
Organism: Caenorhabditis remanei
Lineage: Eukaryota; Metazoa; Nematoda; Chromadorea; Rhabditida; Rhabditidae
Exons: 1
Coding region: 1-279 (92 amino acids)
Source: RefSeq, a predicted model, not a curated record